AUGGGUAAAGUUGUAUUGUUGGCUUUUCUCGCAAUAUCGGUGGUGGCAAGAGCUUACAAGAACCCUUAUUAUGCACCUGGACGAUCGGUAAACGUGCAUCUAUUCGAGUGGAAGUGGAACGAUAUCGCUGAGGAAUGCGAGAGGUUUUUAGGGCCCAAGGGAUUUGGUGGCAUUCAGAUAUCUCCCCCAAACGAGAAUGUGGUGCUGUGGUCAUACAACCGGCCGUGGUGGGAGCGGUAUCAGCCAAUCUCCUAUGUGCUAGAGACGAGAUCUGGUGAUGAGCGCCAAUUUUCUGAAAUGUUGAGACGUUGCAACGCCGCUGGAGUGAGAAUUUACGUGGACGCAGUGAUUAACCACAUGACUGGCGAGCCCCCGGAGAACUUUGGCACCGCUGGCAACACGGCAUCGUACAGAGAUUGGUACUACCCCGCAGUACCUUACACGGCGGAGCAUUUUAACUGGCCACAUUGCGUUAUAGACGGCAUGGACUACGUGAACAAUGCAUGGCGGGUACGGAACUGUGAAUUGGUGGGACUGAAAGAUCUGAACCAGAGACACGAGCAUGUAAGAAACAGAAUUGUUGAUUUUAUGAAUAGGCUGAUCGACUUGGGUGUUGCUGGAUUUAGGAUAGACGCGGCGAAGCACAUGUGGCCGCAGGACCUGCGGAUCAUUUACGAUCGCCUGAACAACCUAAACACCACUCACGGCUUCCCGGCCGACGCGCGUCCGUACAUCUACCAAGAGGUCAUCGACUACGGCGGCGAGGCGAUCAGCAGGGAUGAGUACACGCCGCUCGGCGCGGUCACCGAGUUCCUCGUUGGAUCGGAGCUCAGCAACGCGUUCCGCGGCGGCAACCGGCUGAGGUGGCUCUCGACCUGGGGCCCUCAGUGGGGCCUCCUGGCCCAGGGGGACGCGCUCACGUUCAUCGACAACCACGACAACGAGCGGGGCCACGGCGGCGGCGGAGGCGUGUUGUCGUACAAGGAGCCGCGCCCGUACAGAGGGGCGAUAGCUUUCCUGCUAGCGCAUCCGUACGGCGAGCCGCAAAUCAUGAGCAGCUUCGACUUCUGGGACUCGGAGAUCGGACCGCCAAUGGACCGCGACGGGAAUAUCGUAUCGCCGGCGAUUAAUUCGGACGGCACCUGCGGUAAUGGCUGGGUGUGCCAACAUCGCUGGAGGCAGAUCUACGCUAUGGUCGGGUUCCGUAACGCGGCUGGCGCGACUGGCCUCAACCAUUGGUGGGAUAACGGCAGCAACCAGAUCGCGUUUUGCAGAGGAGGCAACGCGUUCAUCGCCUUUAACAACGACAACUGGGACUUUAACCACAAUUUACAGACAUGUCUACCAGCCGGCACUUACUGCGACGUAAUAUCCGGUGACAAAGUGAACAAUUCAUGUCACGGCAAGAACGUGACGGUUGGGAACAAUGGCUUCGCGCAAAUCUACAUAGGCGCUAAUGAGUUCGAUAUGAUGUUUGCCAUUCACGUUGGUCCUGAGGUACUCAGCUUAAACAUGGGAGUCGACGCGGCAGCGUGGAGGAGCAUCAUGGAAUCCGAGCGUCACGCCGCUUGCCAUGACGGCAAACCU
Molecule: messenger RNA, 1587 nt
Organism: Iphiclides podalirius (scarce swallowtail)
Lineage: Eukaryota; Metazoa; Arthropoda; Insecta; Lepidoptera; Papilionidae
Source: the annotation of a GenBank genome assembly